GCUCCCAAACCGGAAGUCCUAGUGGGCGCCUCAGAACCGUGAGGCGCAUGCGCGAGGGGAGCUCCUCGACGCGGUGCCGGGGCGAGCCGGGCGUGCUUCCGCGGGUCUCCUCGCGACCGCCUUCCGUCCGCCGCUCUUUCCGCGUCAGUAGUCUCAGCGGGUUGAUUCAGGACAAACCUCCAGACUGUGCGCGCGUUUCAAGGACAGCACUCGCCCCCGCGGUUGCCUGGAGGGGCGCCGGAGGAGGUGACGUAGCUAGGGACUCCAGGUCCGCCGUGGGAAUGAUCCACGAACUGCUUUUGGCUCUGAGCGGGUACCCAGGGUCCAUUUUCACCUGGAACAAACGGAGUGGCCUCCAGGUGUCACAGGACUUCCCAUUUCUCCACCCCAGUGAGACCAGUGUCCUGAAUCGACUCUGCCGUCUCGGCACAGACUAUAUUCGCUUCACGGAGUUCAUCGAACAAUACACGGGCCAUGUACAGCAACAGGAUCACCAUCCAUCUCAGCAGGGCCAAGGUGGGUUACAUGGAAUCUACCUGAGGGCCUUCUGCACAGGGUUGGAUUCAGUUUUGCAGCCUUAUCGCCAAGCACUGCUUGAUUUGGAACAAGAGUUCCUGGCUGACCCUCAUCUCUCCAUAUCACACGUCAAUUACUCCUUAGAUCAGUUCCAGCUGCUUUUCCCUUCUGUGAUGGUUGUAGUAGAACAAAUUAAAAGCCAAAAGAUUCAUGGUUGUCAAAUCCUGGAAACAGUCUACAAACACAGCUGUGGGGGGUUGCCGCCUGUUCGAAGUGCACUAGAAAAAAUCCUGGCUGUUUGUCAUGGGGUCAUGUAUAAACAGCUGUCAGCCUGGAUGCUACAUGGACUCCUCUUGGACCAACAUGAAGAGUUCUUCAUCAAACAGGGUCCAUCUUCUGGUACUGUCAGUGCCCAGCCAGAAGAGGAUGAGGAGGAUCUGGGAAUUGGGGGACUGACAGGAAAACAACUGAGAGAACUCCAGGACUUGCGCCUGAUUGAGGAAGAGAAUAUGUUGGCACCAUCUCUAAAGCAGUUUUCCCUACGAGUAGAGAUUUUGCCAUCCUACAUUCCAGUGAGGGUUGCUGAAAAAAUCCUGUUUGUUGGAGAAUCUGUGCAGAUGUUUGAGAAUCAAAAUGUGAACCUGACUAGAAAAGGAUCCAUUUUGAAGAAGCAAGAGGAUACUUUUGCUGCAGAGCUGCAUCGUCUCAAGCAGCAGCCGCUCUUCAGCUUGGUGGAUUUUGAGCAGGUGGUAGAUCGUAUCCGUAGCACUGUGGCUGAGCAUCUCUGGAAGUUGAUGGUAGAAGAGUCAGAUUUACUGGGUCAGCUGAAGAUCAUUAAAGACUUUUACCUUCUUGGACGUGGAGAACUGUUUCAGGCCUUCAUUGACACAGCUCAACACAUGUUAAAAACACCGCCCACUGCAGUAACUGAGCAUGAUGUGAACGUAGCCUUUCAACAGUCAGCACACAAGGUGUUGCUAGAUGACGACAAUCUUCUCCCUCUGUUGCACUUGACCAUUGAGUAUCAUGGAAAGGAGCACAAAGCAGAUGCUACUCAGACAAGGGAAGGGCCUUCUCGAGAAACUUCUCCCCGGGAAGCCCCUGCAUCUGGCUGGGCAGCCCUAGGUCUUUCCUACAAAGUACAGUGGCCACUACACAUUCUCUUCACCCCAGCUGUCUUGGAAAAGUACAAUGUUGUUUUCAAGUACUUGCUGAGCGUGCGCCGGGUACAGGCUGAACUGCAGCACUGCUGGGCCCUACAGAUGCAGCGCAAGCACCUCAAGUCUAAUCAGACUGACGCAAUCAAGUGGCGCCUAAGAAAUCACAUGGCAUUCUUGGUGGACAAUCUUCAGUACUAUCUCCAGGUAGAUGUGUUGGAGUCUCAGUUCUCACAACUGCUUCAUCAAAUCAAUUCUACCCGAGACUUUGAGAGCAUCCGACUGGCUCACGACCACUUCCUGAGCAAUUUGCUGGCUCAGUCCUUUAUCUUGUUGAAACCCGUGUUUCACUGCCUGAAUGAAAUCCUGGAUCUCUGUCAUAGUUUUUGUUCACUGGUCAGUCAGAACCUAGGCCCACUAGAUGAGCGUGGAGCUGCUCAGCUGAGCAUUCUUGUGAAGGGCUUUAGCCGUCAAUCAUCACUCCUGUUCAAGAUUCUCUCCAGUGUUCGGAAUCAUCAGAUCAACUCAGAUUUGGCUCAACUACUGUUACGACUAGACUAUAACAAAUACUACACCCAGGCUGGCGGGACUCUGGGCAGUUUCGGGAUGUGAAAAUUUCUGGCUUGUAAACUGAAAUAAGGCGAUCCCACCACAUUUCCAAGUUUGUAAGGGAAGAUUCAAAACAAAUAGCCCAUUCUCUAGCCAUGUGCAAAAUGUUUGCAGCCUAAUGACAGGGGUGCUACCUUUCUUCCUAGAAGCAAUUACUGAAUAGUACAAAUCCUUCAUGUCAUUGUCAUGUGGAAGGAGUCUCAUCCACCAGAGAGACUAUUUUGCAUCAGCUGUUCCUGUGCUGGCCAUGCAAGGGCACUGAUCCCUUACAUUGAGAACACCUGUUAGGUAUGCUCGUUUAUUCAAUAGGCAGCACCUGCUAUGAUAUAGCAGUAAAUAAUAUAGGUCAGAAAGUUUAGUAUUUUGGGAUAAUAAUGUGAAAAGGGAAUUAUGUUUAUAAACAAGUCAGCUGUUGGACACCACCACUGAGUAAGAAAGGUACAGGUAAGAUAGGCUUGCCUUCUCUCUACACCAAGUAAUCUAUACCUACACAGGUUACCUUUCCUCCCUCAGAAGUGUAAGACUUCUGAAGAAACUGAAUCUGAAGAGUUUUGCUAGUAACUUCUAGUAUUUAAGUCUGGUAAAAGGGCAGUUCUGGCUAUUGAAAAAAUACAUUACAAUCAUUUAUAUUAAUGAUAAUGUGAUUAAAAUCAUGUUUUUCCCUCAAAGAAAAAUAGGUCUGUAAGAAAAAGUAGAGGAUGGGCGGCGCCUGUGGCUCAGUGAGUAGGGCACCGGCCCCAUAUGCCAAGGGUGGCGGGUUCAAACCCAGCCUUGGCCAAACUGCAACCAAAAAAAAAAAAAAAAAAUAGCCGGGCGUUGUGGCGGGCACCUGUAGUCCCAGCUGCUCGGGAGGCUGAGGCAAGAGAAUCGCGUAAGCCCAAGAAUUAGAGGUUGCUGUGAGCCGUGUGACACCACAGCAUUCUACCUGAGGGCAGUACAGUGAGACUCUGUCUCUACAAAAAAAAAAAAAAGAAAAAGUAGAGGUAAAAUUUUUAGAUUUUAAAUGCUAAAAAUUACAGGCAGUUAUCCCAUAUUAGUUAAAUAAGCCACAGGUAUUGAGGUUUUCAUAAUGUGACCCAGCCGUCAUUCGUAAUCAUUAACGUUCAUAUCAGUGUGAACCAAAAUAAAUAUUCUUUGAACAGCCCCCUCCAAACUGAAAAAGAAUAUGUAUUUUGGGCCUCAGUUUAUAAUCACUGAAUCUGACUUUUACUGCUGCUAUGACAGGCUUUUUCCCUCUUGUUAACUAAAGAUGACCCUUCCUUUGCAUCUAGCACAGGCACUGGCAAACUGUGGCCUGUUUUUGUAAAUACACUUCUACUGAAAACACAUCGUCUUGGGUUGCUUUCAUGUUCUCCCAGCAAAAAAAGUAGUUCCAACAGACCAAAUGGCCCAAAAGCCUAAAAUAUUUACUGUUUGGCCCUUUACAGAAGGAAUUUGUUGAUCCCUGCCCUAGAUAAUGAGGUCAUUAACAGGGAUAAUGUUAGGAGGAGAGAAGGAACAGCAUCCAGCUAUUGUGACAAUAAUGGACGUCUGACUAGAGCUUUUAACAUUUUCAAGUGUUCUCACUUAAUGCAUCUCAUGUCUGUCUUAAUAGAGUUGUAUCAUCAAGCUUAUGGUCAUUGUCUACUCACAGCAAUGCGUCCUUUUCCUAUCUAGCUCUGAGUGGAGGAGUACCCACAGGGCAGUUGUUAAUGAGCUCAGCUCUAAAGAGAGCAAGAGACAUCUUUCUGUGCCCAAUUCCAUUCAACUUUUGGCACAAUUAUUAAUCUGGACCCUAACCUACUUUAAAAUUUAGUGUUUGGAAGCACAGCAUGUCAGACAGUCUGCUUUUUGAUAAUG
Molecule: messenger RNA, 4121 nt
Organism: Nycticebus coucang (slow loris)
Lineage: Eukaryota; Metazoa; Chordata; Mammalia; Primates; Lorisidae
Gene: TUBGCP4
Product: tubulin gamma complex associated protein 4
Exons: 18
Coding region: 48-2285 (745 amino acids)
Biological process (GO): cytoplasmic microtubule organization; microtubule nucleation; spindle assembly
Cellular component (GO): equatorial microtubule organizing center; centrosome; gamma-tubulin complex
Molecular function (GO): gamma-tubulin binding; microtubule minus-end binding
Source: RefSeq, a predicted model, not a curated record